GGUGCAGUGUAACACAAUGAGAGUUUUAAUCUCAUUGCAUGUGUUCUUGCUUCUGGUUGUCAGUUCCAAUGGCACGGGCAGCCUGUUUUACCCAUUUGGAACUGGAGACACACAGACUGAACGUUCUGAUGAUGGAAGUUCUCCGAAAAUUAAACUCCUGCAACAAUUUAAAUUUUUUGGACACAAGUUCAAGCACAUGCAUGUCAACAACAAUGGACACUUGACGUUUGAUGGGUCAUGGGACAGCUACAAUCCAUAUGCCUUCCCAGCUAAUGGCGAUAAAGACAUCAUUGCUCCAUUCUGGACUGAUAUCGAUAACCGUGCAAACGGCAUUAUCUCAUAUCAGCAGUACACCUCUGGUGAUGUCCUGACACUGGCUACACAAGACAUCAACCAAUAUUUCCCCGACCUGAGCUUUUCUGCUUCAUGGAUCUUUGUUGCAACAUGGGACAGAGUGGCAUAUUUUCCACAGUCAGGAACAGAAACAUCUUUCCAAGCGGUCUUGAUUUCAGAUGGCAAUCUCUCAUUUGUUAUAAUGAACUAUGGUAGCAUUGCGCCAACACAAUAUGUACAGGCUGGUUAUGACACCAUCGGCUCGAGCCACCAUUUCUCAAUCCCUGGAUCAUUUCAAAAUGAUUCCACGAGACUAACAUACAGCAGCAAUGUCAAUGUAACAGGCAGAUGGGCCUUCAGGACAGAUCAUGGGUCAGAGGGUUGUCAGUUCAAAGGUUUAGCAGUGCAGCUGGGAGAUUCUUUCUGGAGUGAUUCCACCUGUCAGGAGAGAUGCACUUGUACCAGAAGUGGUCUCAAGUGCAGCCAGGAGCCCUGCAAUUAUUCACAAGCCUGCCGAAAAGCCGCAUUCCAAUACUCUUGUCAGAACAUUAAAAGGCAAACCUGCACCAUCUCUGGAGAUCCUCACUAUAACACCUUUGACAACCAGAUCUUUCACUUUCAAGGAACUUGCACUUAUGUUCUGUCUGAGGCUUGUGGAAAUGGUUUGCCGUACUAUCGCAUUGAGGGCAAAAAUGAGCACCGUGGUAGUACACACGUGUCAUGGACUCGGAUGGUCAGAGUAUUUGUGUACGAUGAAGAAAUUGAACUAAAUAAGGAUCACCAUUUUGAGGCAAAGGUUAAUGGCACCUUUAGAGCAGCACCAUUCAGUCUGCGUAAUGGAUCCAUCCAGGUCUUUCAGUCAGGUUUUACCUUGGCCGUCAGCACAGACUUUGGUCUGGUUGUAACAUAUGAUGCACAUAGCUGGGUUUCCAUUUCUUUACCUUAUGAAUACCAGAAUGCCACAUGUGGUCUGUGUGGGAACUUUAACCUGCAUCCUGAAGAUGAUUUCCGUUCCUCUUCUGGGAAGAUACUGAGUUCAGAUGUUGACUUUGCCAACUCUUGGAAAGCAGUGGGGGACACAGACCCAGAAUGCCACAGUGUCAGGUCCACAGGUCUGGCUGGUUGUAGUCUUGAUGAAAUUAAUGUUUACAAUAACAAAAACCACUGUGGAAUCCUAGGAGAUACUUCUGGACCCUUUGCUGCCUGCCACUCUGUGAUUUCACCACAGACAUACAUAGAGAACUGUGUCAUUGAUAUUUGUGUAGGAGGGGGGUACCAACCCAUCCUGUGCAAGGCUCUCAGUGUGUAUGCUGCACAAUGCCAACAAAAGAGGGUACAACUAGGCCAGUGGAGACAGCAGGGAUUCUGUGAGAUUCAAUGUCCUGAGCACAGCCAUUUUGAGCCCCAAGGAACAAGCUGCCCUGCAACCUGCAGUGAUCCCUCUGCCCCAAUGAACUGUCCCUUGCCCAAUCAAGAGAGCUGUAUCUGUGAUGCUGGGUACAUUCUCAGUGCUGGGACAUGUGUUCCUGAAGCAGACUGUGGGUGCAACUUUGAGGGAUUCUAUUUCACUGAGGGACAGUCAGUAGUGUUGGAUGAGGACUGUGGGAAGCAGUGUGUUUGCAGCAACAGGACAAUGAUCUGCCAUCAGCACCAGUGUGGUCCAGCAGAGGUGUGUGAAGUUAAUAGCGGUGUUAGAGGCUGCAGACCUACCAGAUAUGCUUCCUGUUCAGCUGAAGCCCUAGGAAUCUAUCAUACCUUUGAUGGACAAACUUUCAAAUAUCCAGGAGCCUGUGGACUGACCCUUGCAAGGGUAAAAGAACCAUCCCAACUACCAUACUUUGCUGUUACACUUGAAAAAGUACCUAGAGGUCUUGACAACUUUACAAGAUUCCUGAAGUUUGACACAGAAGGAGCUCAGAUUUCCAUAGAAAUGGGAGAAGGUCACAUUGUACAGGUGGAUGGACAGACAGUUGGUUUGCCAGUCAUGGUUGACUCCAGUCGAAUCCGCAUCUAUCAAAGCAGUGUCAUGGGUUUUGUUCUGGAAACAAGCUUUGGGUUGACCAUUAGAGCUGACUGGCCACACAUGGUCCAAAUCAUGGCACCAGUCACUUACAAUGGUACACUCAGAGGUCUUUGUGGGAACCUUAAUGGAAAUAUUACAGAUGAAUAUAUAAGCCCUGAUGGUGUCCUGCUGGAUAACCCCCAAACAUUUGCCGACAGUUGGCGUAAUGGGUCCCUCUCUGCCCACUGUGAGGACCCAGCUGACCUCUGGGAAUCUGGACAUUAUCUGAACAGCCAGUUCAGUGAACAGUGCAACAUCAUGACCUUACCUGAUGGACCAUUUGCUGAGUGCAGCACAAUACUACUCCCUGCACAACAAAUCCGGAAUUGCAUUCAGAUGCUGGAGCAGACAAGCAGGGCAAGGGCAAGGGAGGCUCUCUGUGAUGCCCUGCGGGGAUACACUCUGCUCUGCCAACAGUAUGGCAUUGCAGUUGGAGAGUGGAGGAAUGUUACCCAAUGUGAACUCACCUGUCCACCAAAUGCCCAUUACGAACUGUGUGGCACAUCCUGUCCUGCAUCCUGCCCUAGUCUCUCGUUUCCUUUUCUGUGCACCCUGCAGUGCCAGGAGGGAUGCCAGUGUAAUGAUGGGCUUGUUUUGAAUGGAGAUCAGUGUGUGCCUCCCAUAGGCUGUGGUUGUCACUACGCUGGACGUUAUCGACAGCCUGGAGAGCAAUUCUGGCAUGCUGAGGAGUGCCAGUCUCUGUGUGUUUGUGAUGGGAUUACUGGAAAUGUCCAUUGCACACCAUCAUCUUGCAGUGAACAGGAAUUCUGCAGUGUGGUGGAGGGAGAGUAUGGCUGCCAUCCCAGUCCACAUGCUAGUUGUUCUGCUUCAGGAGACCCCCAUUAUAUCUCUUUUGAUGGGAAAUACUUUGAUUUUCAGGGCACAUGUAGAUAUGUGCUGGCCACAGUAUGUAAUGACACUCGUGGUCUACCACACUUCCAGGUGGAUGCAAGAAAUGAGGCUUGGCAGGAAAUGCCAGUGUCAGUAACUGCUGAGGUCUUUGUAAACAUCUCUGGACAUCUCAUAGAGAUGUCACAGGACAUGGAUGGUUUUUAUACUUUUAAGGUUGAUGGAGAGACCAGAAACCUACCUGUUAAAUUUGACUCUGGUCGUGUAACUGUCUCCUUCAUUGGACAACAAAUACUUGUUUCAACUGACUUCGGUUUGAGUGUGACUUAUGGCUUCUGGAUGGUAAACAUCAUUGUACCAGCAGACUACAGAGGAGUUACGUGUGGACUUUGUGGCAACUUUAACGGUCGUACAGAGGACGACUUCAUGACUCCUUCUGGUUCUUUGGCUCCUUCAGUGGACCGGUUUGGGGCAGAAUGGAAGGUUGAGGACGAGAUGCCCUGCAUUGAGGGGUGUGGAAAUAACUGUCCUUCGUGCCAAGAUCACACCAUUGCUAAUGGCCUGUGUGAAAUCAUCAUAGACAACCAGGGCCCCUUUAGCUUCUGUCAUGCUUUUGUAGAUCCACAAGCGUACUUCAAAGACUGUUCAUAUGAUGUUUGCCUCACUGCGAAUUGUAGAGAUGUAUUGUGCUACUCUACCCAACGCUAUGUGAGGGCCUGUCAGUCUUCCAAUGCUGUCGUCUUCCCCUGGAGAGAAAAUGCAUCCUGUGUCAUGACAUGUCCAGAGAACAGUCACUAUGAGCUGUGUGGUACAGACUGUGGUCGUACAUGCAGCAGAGCCGUUAAUACUAGUUGUGAACACGCAUGUACAGAGGGAUGCUUCUGUAAUGAUGGAUUUGUGAGGUGUGGAGAACUAUGUGUACUUGCAGAUGAAUGUGGAUGCUCACACAACGGAUUCUACUAUGAUAUUGGUGAGAAGUUCUGGAAUUCAGAAUGUUCCCAACACUGCGAGUGUUUUGGCACAGAUGAUCUGCGUUGUUCUGCAUCAUCUUGCCCUCCAGCCACAGAGUGUACUGUCAGAAAUGAAAAUCGUGGCUGCUACGGUGAAAUGUCCACUUGUAUGGUGUGGGGUGACCCUCACUACAUCACCUUUGAUGGCGCUGUGGUCCACCACCAGGGAACAUGCUCAUAUGAGAUUGCCCAGACUUGUAACGUUACUGAGGAUGAUCUGGGAUUCCGUGUGGUGGCCACCAACAGACAUCGUGGAAACAUGGCUGUGUCUUUUGUGUCUGUAGUGGAUGUUUGGUUGUCUCAACAUGGAGAACAGACACGCAUCACUAUUGAGCAGAACAGAAAAAUCCAAGUUAAUGGAAUUUACAUAAGCCUGCCAGCAUUUCGAAUCAAUGAUCUAGUAGAGGUGCAUGAGGAGCAGGGAUUCGUGGUCAUCAAUGCUUUUAAUAAAUUAAUGGUCAAUUUUGAUGGUGAUAGCAUUCUUGUAGUCAGACUCAGCCAAAGUUUUAAUGGAUCAGUAAGCGGAAUGUGUGGCAAUUUCAAUGGAAACCCCGAAGAUGACAAAGAAUUACCCUGCGGGGGUCUUGCGCCUAAUGAUACUGUGUUUGGCAACAGCUGGAAAUCAGACAUCAGCACAAGAGGCUGUGGUGCCAGUGACCAGACCGCAAAUCCUGAUGAUUGUCCAUUCAAACAGGAGUAUUCUGAUUUGUGUAGUAUUAUCACCAACACCACAGGACCCUUCCAUAAGUGCCAUCAUCACGUCGAUCCUGUACCUUACUAUGACUCCUGCGUGUAUGACCUGUGUCUCUACACACCGGAAAAUGGCAUGCUGCAUGCCGACGUUCACGCCUAUGAGACGGCUUGUGUCUACUUGGGCAUACAGAUCCCAGAAUGGCUUUCCAGUCUUCGGUGCUAUGUGAGAGACCCCUGUUCUGAGCUCAACUGUACUGAUGAUGAAUGGUGUGGAGAGAAAGAUGGUGUUUACGGCUGUUUCUGCAAUGAGGACCAUAGACCCAAUCCCGACACUUAUGAUUUCUCUCAAACUUGUUUGAGCAGUUCAGGAUCUAUAUCUCUGUCUCGCUGUCAGCUGUUUGAAGCUGGUUUUUCAGCUAAUGUUCUACAUCUCAAUGACCCCAGCUGCAAAGGAACGAUCCAGAAUGGAAGAGUGCAGUUUCAUUAUGAUAACAAUAAAGAUGUUUGUGGUGCCAGUGUUGUGGCCAAUGGCACUCAUUUUAUCUAUGAGAACUUUAUUCUUGGGACAUCAGAGUCAGCCGAGGGUCCCAUUAGAAGAGAAACAGAUUUGCAGCUAUCUUUCAGUUGUAUUUAUCCUCUAAGCCAAAACAUUACCAUGGAAAAGCAGAUCAACCCAUUGGAGAGCCGUGUGCACAAGAAUCUUCCUUCUGGUGAAGGGAGGUAUCAGGUUCGAGUAGUUCCAUAUCACGAUUCAGACUUCUCUCAGCCCUUCAGCGGUGACGUGGACGUUCAGAUAAACAAACCAAUUUUUGUUGAGGUCGGUGUCGACGGGGUUGACAGCCAGUAUGCUACAGUGAUUGACACAUGUUGGGCUACACCUGUGAAUGAUCCAGAUUACAGUCUGCGCUGGGAUCUCAUCACUGGAGAGUGUCCUAAUACACAUGAAAGUUCAGUGAAGCUUUUGCAGAAUGGUGUCUCAUCGUCCAGCCGCUUCUCUUUCCGAACGUUUAGCUUUAGCUCAAACUUCACAAAGGUUUAUCUCCACUGUUCAGUUCAUCUUUGUCACAAAGCGACCUACAACUGCACAGCGCAUUGUUAUCCUGGAUGCCGACAGAGGGUGGGGAGAUCUCUGGAUUUCCACGACACCGCCUCCAUAUCCAUGGGUCCUCUGGUCCUGUCGAAAAGGAGUUUAGAUACAUGGGCCAUAGACAGAUGGAUGGUAUCCAGAGCACCAGGUCUGUCUGGAUCUUUAAUAAUCCUGCUGGUUUUACUCCUGAACACCUGCACCAUCUUCUAAAAUAUUUACACAAAAAAAAUUGAAGUGAUUAUUUC
This is a messenger RNA of Triplophysa dalaica, 6279 nucleotides long. Its product is annotated as alpha-tectorin-like. NCBI's taxonomy places the organism in Eukaryota, Metazoa, Chordata, Actinopteri, Cypriniformes, Nemacheilidae. Gene Ontology annotation, biological process: cell-matrix adhesion. The transcript is spliced from 24 exons. Gene Ontology annotation, molecular function: protein binding. The record is from RefSeq and is a predicted model, not a curated record. Bases 17 to 6244 code for a protein of 2075 amino acids.